This is a messenger RNA of Siniperca chuatsi (mandarin fish), 1762 nucleotides long. RefSeq names its product fructose-1,6-bisphosphatase 1-like. Bases 219 to 1235 code for a protein of 338 amino acids. The transcript has 7 exons. The record is from RefSeq and is a predicted model, not a curated record. Gene Ontology annotation, biological process: fructose 1,6-bisphosphate metabolic process; sucrose biosynthetic process; fructose 6-phosphate metabolic process. Gene Ontology annotation, cellular component: cytoplasm; cytosol. Gene Ontology annotation, molecular function: fructose 1,6-bisphosphate 1-phosphatase activity. NCBI's taxonomy places the organism in Eukaryota, Metazoa, Chordata, Actinopteri, Centrarchiformes, Sinipercidae.
GUCACAUCCCUCUAUUGGUAACAUUGUCAUUCCAUCACUACCCAGUUCAGUUUGUACAAAGCGGGUCGUGUUUCCAGCGGGGCCACACCUCUCCCGCAGCGCUGGAUUGGCCCUUGUGUAUUCACUCCCUCCACUGAGUUCCGCGUUGCAGAGCGUUUAAGUUCUGCAGCAUUUCCCCCAGCUUCUUACUCUCGGGCUUCAGAGGACCAUCUGCCACCAUGUCUGACCAAGCAGCCUUCGACACCAACGUGGUCACCAUGACCCGGUUCGUUAUGGAAGAGGGCAUGAAGGCGAAAGGCACCGGAGAGCUGACCACGCUGCUGAACUCGCUGUGCACGGCGGUGAAGGCGAUCUCCUGCGCUGUGCGCAAAGCUGGGAUCGCCCACCUUUAUGGCAUCGCUGGCAGCACCAAUGUGACAGGUGACCAGGUGAAGAAGCUGGACAUUCUGUCCAAUGAUCUGGUCAUCAACAUGAUCAAGUCAUCUUUUACCUCCUGUUUGCUGGUGUCUGAAGAGAAUGAGAACGCCAUCAUUAUAGAGCCAGAAAGAAGGGGCAAAUACAUUGUGUGCUUUGAUCCUUUGGACGGCUCCUCCAACAUCGACUGUCUCGUCUCCAUCGGAACCAUCUUUGCCAUCUACAAAAAGACCACAGAUGAUGAGCCCUGUGAGAAGGACGCCCUGCAGCCUGGCAGGAACCUUGUGGCGGCAGGCUACGCCCUCUACGGCAGCGCCACCAUGAUGGUGAUCUCCACCGGCCAGGGAGUCAACUGCUUCAUGCUCGACCCAGCGAUUGGCGAAUUUAUCCUGGUUGAUCGGGAUGUGAAGAUCAAGAAGCGAGGCAAGAUUUACAGCUUGAAUGAAGGUUAUGCAAAGCACUUUGAACCCGCCGUCACAGAGUACCUGCAGAAGAAGAAGUUCCCUCAGGAUGGCACUGAGCCCUACGGCGCCCGUUACAUUGGCUCCAUGGUGGCAGACGUCCACCGAACGCUGAUGUAUGGAGGCAUCUUUUUAUACCCAGGAAAUGUGAAGAGCCCCAAAGGAAAGCUGCGGCUGCUGUACGAAUGCAACCCCAUGGCCUACAUCAUGGAGCAGGCGGGCGGCAUGGCCUCCACCGGCUUCGAGACCAUCCUGGACAUCCAGCCUGAGAGCAUCCAUCAGCGGGCUCCCGUGGCUAUGGGUUCCCCCGAGGAUGUGCUGGAGUACAUCGCCAUCUGCCAGAAACAUGCCAAGAAGUGAGACCGCACUGACUCGCUCUCAUAACCAGCACUCUCCGGCAAAGACCUCGUAUCUCCAAACUGUCCACUUUUAUGGGACUGAGGAAGUCGGCCUCAAUUUGAGCUUGAAGUAAAUGUAUUUUUAAUAAUGUCUGGUGGAGUUUGAAAUGGUUUCUUAAGCCCAAAAACAAAGUUGGAGUUACAAGGUUUUAAUGCCAUUCCAGCAAUAUUCAUACUCAUUGUAGAAAGCUGAGAAAGCUUAGAAAGAAGGUGGUUCAGUGGAAACAUGAAAACUGGCUCUUAAGCUCAAUAACGCACACAAACGCACACAUUCCACAAAAAACUACCAAAAUGUACCAAAGAAAAGCUUUUCCUCCUCACUUUACCUCCAUUUGUGCCUUAAUUAGAAUGAACAUACAUUCUAGACGAAUGAAGGACCAAAUACAAACCUCUAUGCAACAAAACCUGGUGCAAUUUUAUUAUGUGAACAACUACUGCUUGGAUUGAUGAAGUCUCUCAAUAAAUCAACAUGAGUCUCAGAAGACAAAA